Messenger RNA from Adineta steineri, 1920 nucleotides. NCBI's taxonomy places the organism in Eukaryota, Metazoa, Rotifera, Eurotatoria, Adinetida, Adinetidae. The record is from the annotation of a GenBank genome assembly.
AUGUCGAGCCCUUCACGACCAACGACACCAUAUAUUAGUCUUGAUGAUGAACAUACAAAGAAUUUUUUCACAAGAGAUCGUAUACAAAAGCAUUUACGAAGAGCAGGCCUACUGAAUCGAAACGGACAAAUCCUAACUGAAGCCGAAUAUCAAAGUAAACAAAAAGAUGUGGUUAUUGGACGUGAAAAUCGAAAGAAAAUCGAUGAUGCAAUUACUGAAGUUCUUAACGAUAUGGCUAGAGAACAUUGGGCUCAUGCACGUGAUUAUACAGAAGAUUUAGAGAAAAAGCUAAGACAGCAAUUUCGACGAAUAGAACUACAAUUUCGUCGACGUACUCAACCAAUUACUAUUCGACAUACUUAUGAUGGCCGAACUCAAGUAGAUCCAAUUGACCUAGCAGCUAAUAAUCAUUCCAAUGUCACAGACAACUUAGCUGAACCAUCUAACUCAGCAACAUUACCUCGAAUUUCCACUCCUGACUCUCGACGACGACGAACUUCUCAAACGUCUAAUAUUCAAUCAUCAACUGCACUUGACAGUAUUCGACAACAACUCGAUGAACUUAAAAAAAGAUUAUCAAUUUUUGAGCAAAAACUGGAUAAAAAUUCGAACACGAAUGAAGCCGAUGGUCGUCUUUCAAAAAUUGAACAAUUAUUGGUCAGUUUCGAAGAACAACAAACAAUAUUGGAUAGAAAAUAUGUAGACGAAAAGCAACGUAUAGAUGAACUUUAUCGUCAAUUUCAAUCAUUGAAUGGCCCAACAAAAUUCUCUGAAAUAGAUAAGGAACACACAGAACAUUUGACUCAAACAUCGACUGUUAUCAGAGAAUUACUUGAUCGUAUUUUAAAUCUAGAAACAUCUUUUCGUAAUUUACCAAGUGGAUUGUCACACGAUGCAAUCAAUCAAAAAAGCACUGCAAAUGAAAAUAAGAUUACUGACAGAGAACAUGCUUUUGAAAGCUUAAUUCGUGAUAUUGAUGAGAAAAUGAAGAGAAUGGAAAUACAAUUUACUCAACGACUAACAACAUUAGAAGGACGUCCAGUUUCUCUUACUCGUACUGAUGUUGAGCAGUUAAUUCAAAAUGAAAUACAAAAGUUAAAACAAACCCAAUCAAAUGAUAAUGAAAGGCAAGAUUUAGCACGUGAAGCAAUGAUUAAAAUUAAUGAGUUACAAGAUCAGUUGAUCGUAUUAACUCGAUCAACUGAAAAUUACAUUACUAAACAUACUGUUGAAGAACUCAUUAAUCGUGCAAAGUUUAGCAAAGAACCAAUACCACAAACGGACACUAAAUUUGAGCAACGUCUCAAUGAUCUUGAGCGUCGAUUAAGUAUUUUUCCUUCACCACCUAAUCUUGGUUCAAUUGAAGAACGUCUUACUCGACUUGAAAAUCGUCCACAUCACAUUAAUCAUCAGCAAACGCCAGCGCAACAAGAUAAACCUAUAGAGAAUUUGGAAAAGAUUCAAUCACUUCAGAAACAAAUUACUGAAUUAAAUGAACGAAAACUGGACCAACAACAAGUUUCCCAAAUGCUUGCCGACAUUGAACAAAGAUUACAACAACAAUUUCAAAACCUUGCGGAUAAAAUGACUAGCCUCCUUAAAACCAAACCAGAUCAUCAAAUAGUCCAUCAACUUAUUCAAGAAAGCGAAGCACGUGAAAAUCAAAAUAUCAAUACAUUACAACAAUCCGUCAAUGAGAAUCAACGUGCCUUAAGAAAAAUACAAGAUUAUUUAAGUAGUUUUAAUCCUAGUUUAAAUCAACAACCAACAACAACGCCAACACCACAAUUAGAAAAUAAACUCGAUUCUAAGAAAGAUUCGGUUACUGAUGUACUAAACUCAAAAGAACUUCAGGCAAUUAUGCCAUUUAUUGAAUUUUUACCAACAUUUGAUAUAUUUGAUGAAAAUGAAUGGAAUUAA